This is a messenger RNA of Nezara viridula (southern green stink bug), 475 nucleotides long. The record is from the annotation of a GenBank genome assembly. Lineage: Eukaryota; Metazoa; Arthropoda; Insecta; Hemiptera; Pentatomidae.
AAAUAUUAUAAGUAGAAAUUAAAAAUUACACACAUGAUGUCAUUUAAUAUUCGCAGUCAUAUGUGGUUAAAAUUUUUUAAACCUAAAGUGAAUUAGACGAUUUUUUUUUUUCGAAAUUCAUCAAAUUCUUUUUUCUUUCUUGAUCAUUUCCGGGGAGGAGAAAUGGCACGAAUCAAAAGGGAGGAUGCCAUGAGAUUCAAGAAGUAUGUUUGGGCCCUGUUCGAAGAAGUGGUGAGGACGCAACGCAAAGGCAUAACCUCGGGGGAGAUAUCUUCCUACAUCCAAAGCAGGCUGAAGGUAGACGUGAGGAACAGAGUCAACGCCAUCCUAGCGCUGGGAGCAGAAGUCGGGCUGGUCAACAUGAAGCAAGAGGGGCGAUUUCUCAUGAAGAGGGGAGUAUCCGAGCUGGACAAACUUCUCGAUACGAUAGCCUGAAUGGUGAAUCAUUUAUUCAAAUAAAUGUUAUUUAUUUUAA